CUGAAUCGGACUCAGCGUCACUAGUGACUUACUCACACUCACUUUCCCUGUGCAACAGAACGAACCAACCAGAAACUUCACCCUCCUGCUCUCGUUUAACUUCCAACUUAAACCCUAGCUCUCUCUCUCUCUCUCUCUCGCAACCAUGGCAGCUAUGCUGCAACCGCAGAUCAUACUGCUGAAGGAAGGUACAGACACGUCUCAGGGGAAGGCUCAGCUAGUCAGCAACAUCAACGCCUGCACCGCCGUCGCCGACGUCGUCAGGUCCACCCUCGGCCCACGCGGCAUGGACAAGCUCAUUCACGACGACAAGGGAUCCGUCACCAUCUCCAACGACGGCGCCACCAUCAUGAAGCUUCUUGACAUCGUCCACCCUGCCGCCAAGAUCCUCGUCGACAUCGCCAAGUCACAGGACUCCGAGGUUGGUGAUGGAACCACCACUGUGGUUUUGCUUGCUGCUGAGUUUUUGAAGGAGGCCAAGCCCUUCAUUGAAGACGGUGUUCACUCUCAGAAUUUGAUUAGGAGCUAUAGGACUGCAUGCACAUUGGCGAUUGAGAAGAUUAAAGAGCUGGCGGUUAGCAUAGAGGGUAAAAGUUUGGAAGAGAAGAAAAGCUUGCUUGCAAAGUGUGCUUCUACCACGCUCUCUUCGAAACUUAUUGGUGGAGAGAAAGAAUUCUUUGCAUCGAUGGUUGUGGAUGCUGUUAUUGCAAUUGGAAAUGAUGAUAGAUUGAACAUGAUUGGAAUCAAGAAGGUUCCCGGUGGUAACAUGCGGGACUCAUUUCUAGUAAAUGGUGUUGCCUUCAAAAAGACAUUUUCAUAUGCUGGGUUUGAGCAACAGCCAAAGAAGUUUCUCAAUCCAAAGAUACUACUGCUAAACGUUGAAUUGGAGCUAAAAUCGGAGAAAGAAAAUGCUGAAAUCAGAUUAUCUGAUCCAUCACAAUAUCAAUCAAUUGUUGACGCCGAAUGGAAUAUUAUUUAUGACAAAUUGGAUAAAUGUGUCAACAGUGGUGCAAAAGUAGUUCUUUCACGAUUGGCUAUUGGUGAUCUUGCUACACAGUAUUUUGCAGAUCGAGACAUUUUCUGUGCUGGUCGUGUAGCAGAAGAAGAUUUAAAAAGGGUUGCUGCUGCAACUGGUGGAACUGUACAAACAUCUGUCAAUAACAUCAUUGAUGAGGUACUUGGAACUUGUGAGGUUUUUGAGGAGAAGCAGGUUGGAAAUGAAAGGUUCAACAUAUUCAAUGGAUGUCCAUCUGGACAAACAGCCACCAUAGUUCUUCGUGGAGGAGCUGAUCAGUUCAUAGAGGAAGCAGAGCGAAGUUUGCAUGAUGCAAUCAUGAUUGUUCGGAGGGCUUUGAAAAACUCAACUGUAGUUGCUGGUGGAGGUGCUAUAGAUAUGGAGAUAAGUCGAUACCUGAGGCAACAUGCACGAACAAUAGCAGGAAAGUCUCAGCUUUUCAUUAACUCAUAUGCAAAAGCUCUAGAGGUUAUACCCAGACAAUUAUGUGACAAUGCUGGGUUUGAUGCGACUGAUGUGCUGAACAAACUAAGACAGAAACAUGCACUUCCAUCUGGUGAGGGAGCACCAUAUGGAGUGGAUAUAAGCACUGGUGGAAUUGCUAACUCAUUUACUAACUUUGUCUGGGAGCCUGCAAUUGUCAAGAUUAAUGCUAUAAAUGCUGCUACAGAAGCCGCAUGCUUAAUACUAAGUGUGGAUGAAACAGUUAAAAACCCCAAGUCUGAGAGUGCACAAGGAGAUGCUGCCGCAAGUGCUAUGGGCGGUAGAGGUCGUGGAGGUGCCUUCCGCGGCCGUGGCCGUGGACGAGGAAUGCGAAGAUGAUGAGAAAUGUGGUAUAAUGGGUUGGCUUUUAUCUUAGUUAAUUUGUAUGUUUGUCUAAUACAUGGAAGGCCAGUGCAUAUUUAUAUCUGCUAGUUGAUACUGCUAGAAGCAUGCCUUAUUUUUUGGAUCUACAAAUGAUGAUAUGAAAUUGUAAUGCGGUAUAUGGGAUCAUCAUCAGAGUGGGAUUUGAUGGUAACAAUUUUCAAGAAUUUU
Molecule: messenger RNA, 2050 nt
Organism: Arachis duranensis
Lineage: Eukaryota; Viridiplantae; Streptophyta; Magnoliopsida; Fabales; Fabaceae
Product: T-complex protein 1 subunit eta
Exons: 14
Coding region: 146-1837 (563 amino acids)
Biological process (GO): protein folding
Cellular component (GO): chaperonin-containing T-complex
Molecular function (GO): ATP-dependent protein folding chaperone; ATP hydrolysis activity; ATP binding
Source: RefSeq, a predicted model, not a curated record